CGACCUAUAUUCCCAUCGUCGUCGUUCGUCGUUCGUGGCGCUUCUUGCCGCAAUGUACGGCACCAUCCAAGACGAAAGCAAACCGCUCAAGGACGCCGCCGCUCGUCAUGGUUCUCGCGUUGGCUUUCCCACGUUCUGGCGAGGAAAGUGGGCCGUCUUGACCGCCGCGGCCUUGGUUGUGUUGGGAUUAUCCCAAACGUCGACGAGUGCACCGCUGGCGUCGACGCGAUUUUGUGACUCGACGGCGCAAUCGUCAGGGUACAUCAAAUUGCCCAACAAGCAAGACGGCCACUACUUCUACUGGUUCUUCGAAUCCCGAAGCAACCCUGACACCGAUCCGUUGGUGCUGUGGCUCACAGGCGGUCCCGGUGGGUCGAGUCUCUUGGCCCUGCUGACCGAAAAUGGUCCGUGCACCAUUGCUGACGACGACAUCACGACAAUUGGAAACCCGUACUCGUGGACCACCCGUGCCAACGUGAUUUGGGUCGAUCAACCGAUCGGGACUGGGUUUUCGUACGGCACGGCGGAUGACGCAGACCACAACUCGACACAAGUCGGCGAAAACAUGUAUUUCUUUCUCCAGCGCUGGCUCAAGCAGCACCCAAAAUUUGCCAACCACCGGUUCUUCCUCACUGGUGAGAGCUACGCUGGUCAUUACGUCCCUGCCGUUGCGACGGCGCUCCUCAAAACCGCCCCUUCGCCCGGUGACGUUCACAUUCAGUUGGAAGGCGUGGCCAUCGGCAACGGCUUGACAAGUCCUCUCAUUCAGAUGCAACACCAAAUCGACAUGAUCCGGGACAACUCGUACGGGAAAGUGCUCUUGAACGGGUCCGACUACACCACGUACCAAAACAGCGUGUCGACCAUUGUGCAUCUCAUCGAGGAGUGUUAUGCCCACAACGACACGGCUUGCACCGACGCGACGGUCCUGUGGCUGCCCACGAUAGUCCAGCCCCUCCUCACAAUUUCAAAAGUCAAUCAGUACGAUCUGCGCGAGUCUCUUGGGGAUGGCCAUGAAAACCCAGCCGCGGCGAAGCAACCGACCGGCGGCCUCUUGUCCAAGGAAUCGCUCAAAACGAUUGGGAACCCGCACGCCCAUGCCUUUCUAAACAACCCCGUCGUCCAAGCCUACCUCAACAUCCCGCAUUACAUGCCAUGGACGGAGAUCUCGCAGGACGUAUUCGGUCGCUUCUCGGUGGAUUUUUUCCAAAACCGCGAUGGCGAUGUCGCGUACUUGCUCGAGCACAAGAUCCGCGUCCUGAUUUACGCAGGCGACGCCGAUUUGGUUUGCAACUGGAAGGGCAACCUGGCGUGGACGACAGCGCUGUCUUGGAGCGGCGCGAAGGCUUUCAACGCGGCCAAGGAAGAGCCGUUCGUUGUCCGUGGAGUCGCGAAAGGCACGCUGCAAGCCGCCGGCAACUUUGCCUUCCUUCGUGUGUUCGACGCUGGUCACAUGGUGCCCGAAAAUCAACCUGAAGCUUCCCUCGCAAUGCUGAACCGGUUCCUGGCCAACGCACCGUUGCAUCGCGACUAAGAAGAACGCGAUGUUUGGCUGCUCUGAGGCGCAUUAUCGUUCACUUGUAGUUGAAACAAAAUGACCUGCAACAUGAUGCAGGCGACACCUUUGCCGUCUCCAUCCAUCACGUCCUUGAGAAUUGAACGCUAGACUACCAUCGUGAUGUUCAUUCCCCGGUUAACGCCUGCU
Molecule: messenger RNA, 1705 nt
Organism: Aphanomyces invadans
Lineage: Eukaryota; Oomycota; Saprolegniomycetes; Saprolegniales; Verrucalvaceae
Exons: 2
Coding region: 53-1534 (493 amino acids)
Biological process (GO): proteolysis
Molecular function (GO): serine-type carboxypeptidase activity
Source: RefSeq, a predicted model, not a curated record